Scophthalmus maximus (turbot) is the source of this 3183-nucleotide messenger RNA. It is a transcript of the gene flvcr2b, whose product is annotated as FLVCR heme transporter 2b. Bases 973 to 2466 code for a protein of 497 amino acids. The record is from RefSeq and is a predicted model, not a curated record. Gene Ontology annotation, biological process: heme export; transmembrane transport. Gene Ontology annotation, molecular function: heme transmembrane transporter activity; heme binding. NCBI's taxonomy places the organism in Eukaryota, Metazoa, Chordata, Actinopteri, Pleuronectiformes, Scophthalmidae. The transcript is spliced from 11 exons. Gene Ontology annotation, cellular component: membrane.
CGGCGGGGGGGGGGGGCAUGUGAAGAGACCCCGGUGUGUUUCGGUGAGUCUGCCCAUAGAUGGCACUGUUUGCUCGUGUGAAAGACAAAGUUACAGCGUGUUAUUACUGUAAGGCAGGGGGGGAGAAUCACUCAUAUCCUCACAGCCUGUGCCCUGUGGGUAUGAACAUUUCUUUUUUCUGUUCUUGAACACAGCUGAGAAGUUUAUUUUGAUCUGCAUUUCGCGUACAUGCCGACAUUGGAGAGGUCAAAAGAAUUGGCCCGUUGAUGGGAAUGUUUUUAAACAUGGGACAUGAAGUUUAAUAAAGUGUUUAUAAUGGGAGUUCCUCAUGCAUUAUUCAACAGACACGUUGUUAAAAUAUAGAGUCGAGAACAGUGGUGACUGCUGGGGGUUGCUGGGUGAAGUCGAGUCACAUGUGGAAGUGUUCCAGGCACAGACACAUUCUAAACUCCGCCCUGCAGCCUGACAUGACCGACUUAUUUCAAGAUCCAACAGCGGCUUUCUGUUUUUUCAGGUCCGGGUGGAGGGUCACAGCAGGCGCUGCUCCACGUGUCCAGUCGGUAAACUGGUCCUGAUCGGGACCACAGUCCUUCUUGUGCUCACCUGUAACUGGAGAUGAUUUCAAAUGCCCGGGCUUUAGGCGAAAGCUCGACUACUGGACUCAAACACUUUCAACCCGGGGAGGAAACGGGAUCAUACACGAUGGAUCCGAGAGUUCCGCGUCCGCUGGUUGCGUAUCGCUUCAUGUGAUUUGGAUUUGACACAUAUGACAAGGUUGAGUCUGAACUUCUCCGUUGAGCCGCAAACAUGAAGUCGUAGGCCGAAGUUCGCCCUCAACGUGACACCUCCGGGGAGCGUUGGCUGAAUGAAACGGGCCGAGCUUCUGCCUCGCUCACUUUUCAGUUCGCCUCACUCCAAUGUGAACGUUACACUCUAUGCUCCGCGAGUAGUUGGGAAGAAAGUAGUUUUAAUAUGGGCGAGAAACAAGCUCUGGAGGACGCCGCAUUUCGCGAGGGUCAGACCAAAGCGGACGCAGAGAACAAUGUUCCGCCGGAGCCGUGGGACCCCCGCGACCCGGAGGACGGCCGCGACGCGCCGCGCGCCACGCGCCUCUACAGGCGCCGCUGGAUGAUCGUGCUCCUGUUCAGCUCCUACUCGCUGUGCAACUCCUUCCAGUGGAUCCAGUACGGCAUCAUCAGCAACAUCUUCACCAAGUUCUACAGCGUGGACGCCUUCACCAUCGACUGGAUGUCCAUGAUCUACAUGCUGACAUACAUCCCCUGCAUCUUCCCGGUGACCUGGCUGCUGGAGAGGCGGGGGCUCCGCGUCGUGGCGCUGGCGGCCACCGCGCUCAACUGUGCCGGCACGUGGAUCAAAGUGGCCAGCUGCAGACCCGACCUGUUCGCCGUCACCUUCCUGGGACAGUUCUGCUGCUCGCUGGCGCAGGUGUUCAUCCUCGGCAUGCCGUCGAGGAUCGCGUCCGUGUGGUUCGGCUCGGAGGAGGUGUCCACCGCCUGCUCCAUCGGAGUCUUCGGGAACCAGCUGGGCAUCGCCAUCGGGUUCCUUGUGCCUCCUAUUCUGGUGCCUAACGUGGAUGACCUGGAUGAGCUGGCUCACCACAUCAGCGUUAUGUUCUACAUCACAGCAGGAGUGGCCACCUUACUCUUUAUCCUCGUGGUCUUUGUCUUCCAGGAGCGUCCCGAACUUCCUCCAACUCAGGCCCAGGCCACGGCUCGUAGCAUCCCGCCGGAGCAGUACUCCUACACCGCCUCCAUCCUCAGACUGCUACGCAACAGGCCCUUCAUCUUCCUCAUCGUCACUUACGGUCUGAACGUGGGUUGCUUCUAUGCUGUUGGCACGCUGCUGAACCGCAUGAUCAUCGACCAUUACCCUGGAGAGGAGGUGAAUGCCGGGAGGAUCGGCCUCACCAUUAUCAUCGCAGGGAUGGUCGGCUCUCUGAUCUGUGGCAUUUGGUUGGACAGGACCAAAACCUACAAGCAGACUACCCUCGCAGUCUACUCCAUGUCUCUGGUGGGGAUGAUCAUCUACGCUGCCACACUCAAUCUGGGACACCUCUGGGUGGUCUUCAUCACCGCUGGAGCUCUCGGGUUCUUCAUGACAGGCUACCUGCCGCUGGGCUUUGAGUUCGCAGUCGAGCUGACGUACCCAGAGUCCGAGGGAACCUCGUCUGGACUCCUCAACUGUUCGGCACAGGUGUUUGGCAUUAUAUUUACCAUCUGCCAGGGGAAGAUCAUCGACCGCUUCGGCACACUGGCAGGGAACAUCUUCCUCUGCGUCUUUCUUCUAAUUGGCACCAUAAUGACCGGCUUAAUCAAGUCUGACCUGCGGAGACAGAAAGCGAACCUAAUGGCCAAAGAAACAGAGGAGAGGCAGACGUCGGGACAGGACUACGGAGCCACGGCGUUAAUCUCCCAGCAGCAGACUCCUCCUCCUUCUCAAACCUGAUCAAUAAACCUUUCUGCUUUCUACAAAAAAACCCCCAAACAAAAUCUCUACAAAUCAUAGCUCAACACGCAGACGCACAAAGGGACCUUCUGACGGCCAUGACGGGAGCCUGGCUGCAACUUCUAUCAUCAGUGAAGCCCAGUUUUAGAAACAUACACACACACACACACACACACACAUACACACAGACACACACACACGCGCACACGCACGCACACACACAAAUAUUUUGAAAAAUGACAAUGAUCUUCCUGUUGCAGUGUAACAUACUUACAUAGAACAACACAACCAGGAAGGCACUUCCCUUCUAAGAAGAGUUAGAUGUGUAAUGUAUUAAUUAUAUUUUUUUAAACUGAAUUAAAUCUGUUGUUUGAUGCAAAAUUCAGAGCAUUUUUUUUUUAAUAUUAAGUGUAAAUUAAAAGUUCACACUAAAUCUGCAAAAGGACAAAUCUGUGAAAUGUUUGUACCUGUCAGUAUUUGUAAGCGUGCAGUUGAUCAUUUGCUUACUUUAAUGAACUGACACUUUAUCCACAUUUUAUGAAUGAUUUUUGUAGAAAUUCUUUGAGACAAAUAAGUUUUACAAAACAUACUAUUGUCUUGCUUUCUGAUCAAUGUCAGUCCACAGGGAGUUAAUACUGAUGCUGCAUGUUUGUGUAAUGUUUCUCAUCUUGUUCAUGUUUAUUUUUUUAACAUGAGAUAAAGCUGUUUUAUGACGUU